Messenger RNA from Trichoderma breve, 939 nucleotides. Its product is annotated as metallo-beta-lactamase superfamily domain-containing protein. The transcript is spliced from 2 exons. Lineage: Eukaryota; Fungi; Ascomycota; Sordariomycetes; Hypocreales; Hypocreaceae. The coding region runs from base 1 to 939 and encodes 312 amino acids. The record is from RefSeq and is a predicted model, not a curated record.
AUGACCGUGAAGGGGAAGCUGCCUUCUCCAUCAGCGACAGUUGACGUUUCUGCGCUCCCCACUGGCAAACUCUACUUACCCGAUCGAUGGCUCUUUGAAGAUGGCGACAGUGAUAUGCGGAAAGCAAGACAAUUCUCUCCCGAUUUUAGCUUCCUAAUUAGUCAUCCAUCUGGCGAACACAUUCUGUUCGAUCUUGGAAUGAGAAAAGAACUAGAGAACAAUCCGGACGUCAUCCGGGCUGACUAUCCUUACAUUUCACCAGUCGUACCAAAAGAUGCCACCGAUCUUCUUGAUGAAGGCCCGGUAAAAUCUUCUGAUAUCUCAACUGUUGUGUUUUCACACCUUCACUUUGACCACACCGGAGAUCCAGCCAAGUUUUCUCAUGCCACUUUUGUGACUGGCCCAGGAUCUUCUGCGGCAACCACUCCAGGAUAUCCUAGAGCAGCUAAAUCGCCAUUUUUAUCUGUCGUCAUUGAACACAAAAAGUAUCGAGAGCUUUCAUUUGAGACAGAUCCGUGGGUUCCGAUCGGACCCUUUGAGCGCGCAUACGAUUAUUUUUCCGAUGGUUCAUUCUACCUUCUUGACACACCUGGUCAUAUGCCUGGCCAUCUAGGUGCAUUGGCACACACAGAUACGGAUGAAUGGGUGUUCUUGGGUGGUGAUUGUUGCCAUCAUCGCGCAUUGCUAGUAGGAGCGCGACCAGUCAGUACCACUGUUGGUCCAAAUGGGACACCAAGCUUUCAUAAAGAUCCCCUAACGGCAAUCUCUACUAUUGCGAAAGUAAAUUUGUUACAGAGCCGGGGGGAUGUAAUGGCUGCAUUGGCUCACGAUGCUAUUUUGGAAGGACUGAUGCCUCUAUAUCCGGAGAAGCUCAAUGGAUGGAAAGGAGCGCAGUGGAAACAGGAUAUAGAUGACAUAGUUGAGCAGAUGUACUCCUAG